Molecule: messenger RNA, 1380 nt
Organism: Trichomycterus rosablanca
Lineage: Eukaryota; Metazoa; Chordata; Actinopteri; Siluriformes; Trichomycteridae
Gene: hbegfa
Product: heparin-binding EGF-like growth factor a
Exons: 6
Coding region: 16-702 (228 amino acids)
Biological process (GO): positive regulation of cell population proliferation; epidermal growth factor receptor signaling pathway
Molecular function (GO): epidermal growth factor receptor binding; growth factor activity
Source: RefSeq, a predicted model, not a curated record
CUCAAACCGGAAAGUAUGAAGCUGUCAGUGUUGGCGAUUCUUUCCCAUAUUCUUGUUGUGUUUUCAUUAGUGGGCGGUGCAUCCAUAGACAGGUAUGAGAGCGAAAAGCCUUUACAGACCUCUGUGAUUCACCUGUUACGCACAUCCGAAUCACAAAACGAGAAAAGACCUGUUGAGGACAGCAAGCAUGCAGACCCCAAACAGGAGGAAGAGGUGGAAUAUUACUAUGAUGAUGAAGAAGAAUAUGAUCUGUCGGGUGAUUUUGAAAUGCCUCAGGUUGCAUUUUCACGCAAACCUAAGGACUCAAGCCCAGGGGUGGUUCCAGACAGGAAUGAAGAGAUUAAAGAAAGAAGUCAGCAGAAAGGAAAGGGGAAAGGAAAAGGCAAAAAGAGGAAUCCUUGCCUUAAGAAAUAUAAAGAUUUCUGUAUCCACGGAACGUGCAAGUAUUUAAGGAAGAUCGGCCCCUCAUGCAUAUGUAACUCAGGCUAUUCUGGAGAGAGGUGCCACUUUUUCUCAUUGCCUGUCUGGACUCGUGAAGAAGGUUAUAAUCGAACGACAGCCCUUGCAGUGGUAGCUGUCGUGCUGUCCUCGCUGUGUCUCACCAUCAUUGGUCUCCUGUUGGCCCUCAGAUUUCACAAGCGAGGCACAUAUGAGGUUGAGAAUGAGGAGAAGGUUAAGCUUGGUGAGACCACACACCGUUAAAGCACAGGUGCACAUGGAAGACCAUGUGGAAAUUCUACCUCAAAAUAAAAUAGAGAAGUGGAACGCCAAUAUGCAGAGCAUGGCACAUUGCAAGCAUUCAUCGCAAAGUUGUGGUGCCGUGCUAGAGUACCAGCCUCUCUCCUCUCAUAUACGAUUCAUUGGGAUGUUCAUCAGGCACAAACGCAAGCACUUCAAAGCCCUAUGGGUCCCCAUGAAAAGCACUGAGGUUUAUUUUAAAGGAAAAUGUACCUUGCGUAUUUUGUUUGCGGACUUAUUUUUACCUGUAAAAAGGAUUUUUAGGCGUGUACAUAUUGAUUUCUGUCUUUUAAUUUAUUUAUUUAUAUGCCUUAAUAUUUAUUUAUACCUUUCAAACCUUCCUGGCCAUGUGUUCAGAUUUAAUAAUAUUCUAUUUAUUAAAAUAUCAAAGAUAUUCUAAGAGUCUUGAAUUAUGCAAUUAAAUACUGUUUUAGUAUUUUAAAGCUUUAACAAUUCAUUGCCAUUAGCAAUUUCAGCAUUUCUCUCUUUAUUUCAGUGUUACUUGCAUCCGUGUUAUAUAACACCAUAGGAAUAGGAAUAGGAACAUGUCAACAUGUUCAAACAACAUCAGUCAGUAAAGUUCUCACAGUGUUAAUGCAGAAGAGAGUAUGGUCUAUAAAAUGUGAAUUAAACUUUCUGAUA